CACGCGCGGGAUGGAGGAGAAAUACAGCAGCCACGCCCUCGCCGGCGGCGGGAGCCUCGGGCCGGUGGACGUGCCCAGCGCUCGAUUUACUAAAUAUAUUGUAUUGCUAUGUUUCACUAAGUUUCUAAAGGCUUUGGGACUUUUUGAAUCAUAUGAUCUCUUGAAAGUAGUUCACAUUGUACAGUUCAUCUUUAUAUUAAAACUUGGGUCUGCUUUUUUUAUGGUUUUGUUUCAAAAGCCAUUUUCCUCUGGGAAAACUAUUACAAAACACCAGUGGAUCAAAAUAUUUAAACAUGCUGUUGCUGGGUGUAUCAUUUCGCUUUUGUGGUUUUUUGGUCUCACUCUUUGUGGACCAUUAAGGACUUUGCUGCUCUUUGAACACAGUGAUAUUGUUGUCAUCUCACUACUAAAUGUUUUGUUCACUAGUUCUGGAGGAGGACCAGCAAAGACAAGAGGGGCUGCUUUUUUCAUCAUUGCUGUGAUCUGUUUAUUGUUUUUUGAUAAUGAUGAUCUUAUGGCUAAAAUUGCUGAACACCCGGAAGGACAUCAUGACAGUGCUCUGACACAUAUGCUUUACACAGUCAUCGCUUUCUUAGGUGUUGCAGACCACAAGGGUGGAGUAUUAUUGCUUGUGUUGGCCUUGUGUUGUAAAGUUGGUUUUCAUACGGCUUCCAGAAAGCUCUCUCUAGAUGUGGGUGGAGCCAAACGUCUUCAAGCCUUAUCCCAUCUUGUUUCUGUGCUUCUUUUGUGCCCGUGGGUCAUCAUCCUUUCUGUGACAACUGAGAGUAAAGUGGAAUCUUGGUCUUCUCUCAUCAUGCCUUUCACAACAGUUAUCUUUUUUGUUGUGGUCCUGGAUUUCUAUGUGGAUUCCAUCUGUUCAGCCAAAAUGGAAGUUUCCAAAAGUGCCCGCUAUGGAUCUUUUCUUAUUUGUAUUAGUGCUCUGCUUUUUGGAAAUUUUUGGACACAUCCAAUAACAGACCAACUUCGAGCUAUGAAUAAACCAGCACAUCAAGAGAGCACUGAACAUGUCCUUUCUGGAGGGGUGGUAGUGAGUGCUAUAUUCUUCAUUUUGUCUGCUAACAUCCUAGCUUCUCCUUCUAAGAGAGGACAGAAGGGUACCCUUGUUGGCUAUUCUCCUGAAGGAACUCCUCUAUAUAACUUCAUGGGUGAUGCUUUACAACAUAGUUCACAGUCAAUCCCUAGGUUUAUUAAAGAAUCACUGAAACAAAUACUUGAGGAGAGUGAUUCUAGACACAUCUUUUACUUCUUGUGCCUGAAUCUGGUUUUUACCUUUGUGGAAUUAUUCUAUGGAGUACUGACCAAUAGCCUAGGUCUAAUAUCAGAUGGAUUUCAUAUGCUCUUUGAUUGUUCUGCUUUAGUUAUGGGACUUUUUGCAGCCCUAAUGAGUAGGUGGAAAGCAACCCGUAUUUUCUCCUAUGGGUAUGGCAGAAUAGAAAUUCUCUCUGGUUUUAUUAAUGGACUUUUUCUGAUGGUAAUAGCUUUCUUUUUGUUUGUGGAAUCAGUGGCUAGAUUGAUAGAUCCUCCAGAAUUAGAUACAUACAUGUUAGCGCCUGUCUCAGUUGGAGGGCUGAUAGUAAACCUUAUUGGUGUCUGUGCCUUUAGCCAUGCUCAUGGCCAUGUCCAUGGAGCUUCUCAAGGAGGCUGUCACUCACACGAUCACAGCCAUUCACACCAUGGACACAGUCAUGGACACAAUCAUUCUCACAGUGAUCAUGGGCACAGUCACAGCCACGGACACUCCCAUGGAUCUUCAGGAGGAGGCAUGAAUGCUAACAUGAGAGGUGUGUUUUUACACAUUUUGGCAGACACACUUGGCAGUAUUGGUGUAAUUGUAUCCACAAUUCUUAUAGAACAAUUUGGAUGGUUCUUUGCUGAUCCUCUCUGCUCUCUUUUUAUUGCUGUAUUAAUUUUUCUCAGUGUUAUUCCACUGAUUAAAGAUGCCUGCCAAGUGCUACUUCUAAGGCUGCCACCAGAGAAUGAAAAAGAAAUAAACGUUGCAUUAGAAAAGAUUCAGAAAAUUGAAGGUUUAAUAUCCUACAGAGACCCUCAUUUUUGGCGUCAUUCUGCCAGUGUUGUUGCUGGUACGAUUCACAUACAGGUGAUGUCAGAUGUACUAGAACAGCGGAUUGUACAACAGGUUACAGGGGUACUUAAAGAUGCUGGAGUGAACAAUUUGACAGUUCAGGUGGAAAAAGAGGCAUACUUUCAACACAUGUCUGGCCUAAGUACAGGAUUUCAUGACGUGCUUGCUAUGACAAAACAGAUGGAAUCCAUGAAGUACUACAAAGAUGGCACUUACAUCAUGUGACAUGAAAUGUGAUUUACCUGUUGGCUAUGAAUAAUGAAGAUGAAAUGACUCACUAGUGGUCAUAUUGAGGGGAGAUGCACAUAAAUGUACAGAAACAGAAUACUGUAUUUGAAUUUUUUAAAGCUCAGUCCUACUGGAUCAAGAUGUUUUUCUAAAGGAAUUUUUGAAAUGGACUGAUUAUAUAUGUGAAACAUUGAUUGUAUAUGUGAAUAAUGACAAUUUGAAUUGCUAUACUUUGUGUUUAUUAAAAAGAAAUCUUACUGUGUGUGUCAGUACAACGUAUCAUAUAUUCUUGGGGAUGUACAAAUUUUUCACAUUCAAGUAAAGGAAAAUAGAAAUGAUGCAUUGUAGUAAGAAGGUGGAAAUUGUUCCACUGUGCUUAUUUUUCUGUCAUAUUCUCCUUUUGUAAAUAUAUAUUCACACAUUUAUUACAAGGAUUCAAAUGAAAGUUUGAACUUUGACUUGGAAUUUUUUUUUUCAAAGUCUAAGCAAAACAAAAUAGGAAUUUGAGUUCCAUAUUUGAGUUUUCUGUACAUAAGAUAUUUCUAAAUGUACUUUUGAUUACAUCCAGCAAA
Messenger RNA from Vombatus ursinus (common wombat), 2904 nucleotides. RefSeq names its product solute carrier family 30 member 5 (gene SLC30A5). The transcript has 16 exons. The record is from RefSeq and is a predicted model, not a curated record. Lineage: Eukaryota; Metazoa; Chordata; Mammalia; Diprotodontia; Vombatidae. Gene Ontology annotation, molecular function: zinc ion transmembrane transporter activity. Gene Ontology annotation, biological process: zinc ion transport; intracellular zinc ion homeostasis; transmembrane transport. Bases 11 to 2329 code for a protein of 772 amino acids. Gene Ontology annotation, cellular component: membrane; Golgi apparatus.